Messenger RNA from Tetranychus urticae (two-spotted spider mite), 981 nucleotides. The record is from RefSeq and is a predicted model, not a curated record. NCBI's taxonomy places the organism in Eukaryota, Metazoa, Arthropoda, Arachnida, Trombidiformes, Tetranychidae.
UCGGUUCCAAUUAUGCUGUCGAUUCUGUUUGUCACAACCUUACUAACCAAUCCUUGGACAUACAAGAUUCCUGAAUUUGCUAUUUUCGGUACCAUCUGGCUAUUGUUGACCAUCUUUGUUAGUACUAUCUUAUUGAGCUCUGUGCUAGGAUUUGCUUGGUUUAUUUUGUGUGCGUUUGCAUUUCAUCUGUUUCGUUUGCUCGAUCUACUAGAUUCAGCCGAAACUUUGUUAAACAGAAGUUAUAACAUGUUAUACACUGAAAAGGAUUUCCAAUUAUUCUGUUUACUGAUCAUCAGUCGUCUCAAUAGCUUUGAGUUGGCUUCUCGCAAGUUAAGAUAUGUCCUGUUGUGUUAUGUUUUUAUCUACUCGUUGUUAGGUAAUGGAGACAUUUUCCUUGGGCUUAUCGUUCGUGCUUACAAUGACAUUUUCGCAGAUUCACUCGCAACCAUCGGUACUUCUAUUCUUAUUGCUCCUGGAGUUUUUGGUGUUCUUUUUGGGUAUUUAAUCACAGAGCUCGACAAGUUAACAGUGAGACUGCACCGGCUAACAUUUAAAGGCAAUUUUUCAGUAAAUACAAUGAGCAAGGUUUUGGAGAUCAUGGACCGAGUUGCUGGACCAUACAAUGGCGUCAAAAUUGGAGACUUUACUACUGUCGAUAAAACCUUCUUCAUAAUUUUUAUCCUGGAAAAUAUAUCAAUUUUGAUGCUUUUCACGGUAAACAUUAGACCCUUGAGUGUAACGUAAAUCUUGCUGGUUGGUUAUAUUCAUUUACUAAAACUGUUCAAUUCAGUCUUUAAUCAAAGUUUCCGAGUGAAAAUCAUCAAAAAUCAAAACGGGUAAUGUAAUGUGUUAAUCGAAAACAAAAUAAAGUAUUGCAAUACCUUUGCUAUUCUACGCGCUUAAUUUGAUUAUUAUCAAUGAAAUAAUUUAGUAUUGGGCAACUUUACCCUUGGAAUAUUGUUUUGAUGAUUACAAAGAAAA